AUGUACAUUCGUCCAAUCCACGCAGAGACACACACCCCAACCCUGCAAGCCUUUAUCCGGGACCACCCGCUCGGGAUUUUAAUCACGGCCCUCCCCGACUCGGGCAUCCAGCUCACGCACAUCCCAUGGGUUCUGCAGGAGACGUCUGAGACGGAGCUCGGUGUGCUGCGCGGUCAUAUGGCGCGAUCCAACCCGCAAGCCAAGACGCUCUCGACAGCGGCCGGUGCAUCGGGCGGCGUGGUCGAAUCCGAGGCCACGGUGCUCUUCAACGGACCUCCCGGCCACUACGUCACGGCGAGCUUCUACACGGCCACCAAGCCGGCGACGGGCAAAGUGGUGCCGACUUGGAACUACAGCGCCGUCAGGGGCUACGGCAGGGUGCGCGUGUUUUACGACCACGCCGACGCGCGGACCGGCGACUUCCUGCAGGCGCAGGUCGAGGCGUUGACGGGCCACUGUGAGGGCCACCUGAUGGGCUACGAGGAUGGGAAGCAGUGGCGGGUAGGGGAUGCGCCCGAGAGGUACAUUGACGUGAUGAAGAAGAACAUCGUCGGGGUGGAGGUCGUGCUGGAUAGGUUGGAGGGCAAGGUCAAGAUGAGUCAGGAGAUGGGACUCGAGGACCGAAUGGGGGUGGUUGAGGGGUUCAGGGCGUUGGGGACCGACUUGGGGAAGGAAGUUGCGGAUCUGGUCGAGGUGAAGAGUUUGGAGAGGGAGCGUGCGAGCGAGAAAGGGAAGGUGGACAAAGAAUAA
Messenger RNA from Pyricularia grisea, 750 nucleotides. RefSeq lists its product as uncharacterized. NCBI's taxonomy places the organism in Eukaryota, Fungi, Ascomycota, Sordariomycetes, Magnaporthales, Pyriculariaceae. The record is from RefSeq and is a predicted model, not a curated record. The coding region runs from base 1 to 750 and encodes 249 amino acids. The transcript has a single exon.